AUGGAUGUGGCGGGAGGCGCGGCAUCGAUUGUGGACUCUGAGACGCGGGGUGUCGGGGACCGUAGCUUUGCCAAUCACCGUGCUGUUUGCUCGUGGAGAACCGACAAGUCAGAAGGUGAUGAGGCGCUGCCUCAGAGGGAUGCACUUGAAACUCAACAAGAAGGGGUACAGGGCCCCUUUUCAUGCGGUGCUGCCGCGGAGGCGCCACUGCCCACCGAGCUGCGGUCGCCAAGUCGCACGGAAUCCUACUGCAUGAGUGCUGCUUGUGAAUACGCGGGUGGUCAUGUCGGGAUAUACAGAGAUGGAUCUUCACACCCGGGCGUUCCGUGGUUUACAGGGCACAACAGUAGUGAAUACGUUUCUCCUCUUCGUUUUUCGGGACUGAAGCUGCGCCUGAGCGGUCUGAAUACUGAAAGCACUGAAACGCAGCCCGCCCCUUUAGCACUGGCUUAUUCCUUCCGUAAUCAUAUGCACGAUAUCGCGUUGCCGCCUGACACGACAGGAGCCUCAAGGACAAGGACGCAACAUGGGGAAGAUAAUGCGGUUUCCCAUAAUUCUGAACAGCUGCAGCAUCACUUGCGGCUUUUGGAGAAGGCGGGUCAUGCUGUAGCAGACAGUCGUCCGGCUGCUGCCGGUGAAUCUCUCCUAUGGCCAGAGCAGCCCUCAGACCAGCUUCGCACAGUACACGAAUCUGUGGUGUCUCGGGGAGAGAGGUCAGUAGCGUUUGCUGAAGCAGCGUCAUCUCUGUGUUCGAACCACCGGUUUCGACGGCAUCCUGAUGGAUCCUAUGAAAUACUUCCUUGUCAGACAAGAGACGAAGAUGAUAAGGGAGGAGAGGCCUUCCAUGCACAGAAUCAAGCAAGGACUCUCGCGGGAUCGUACGCGACAUCUGAGCCCAUGGAAGUAAGCAACAUUUCCAAACCCCACCUUGGUUCUAAGUUGAAGUGCCCCGUUUGUGGGAGGGCGGGCGGCGACGUAGGUUCUGAGCCACCUCAACAGUGCCAUCGAUUCUGCCGCCCCUGCUCUGCGGCAAGAAUCCGGCAGCUUGAAAAGAAGCUCAUCAAACAGAGGCAGACCACUGAAGGUCUCAGACGUCGCCUGCAGGCCGAGCUCGACCGCAACAGCAAGGCGGAGGGGCAUCCAGAGCCAGCAGGUGGAAGGCAAGGCGUGGAGACGCCUCCGCUCGAGCAGCGCGGCCAACUCACCAUUGGAAGGGGAGUCUUGGAUCCCCGCCACGGAUCAGGAAUUAGGCUCCCGGCCGGUGGAAGCGUUUUCCCGAGACCAACGGAGCUCGCAGCCCGCACGAACGGGCCGUCGGGCGCUGCAGACAGCUUCUGUCAUUUGGUUUCUGCUGGAGAGAAAUUAGCGCGCAAGGACGCCGGAUGCCCAUCGAGCAGGCGGAGCAGCUUCCUGAGCGCAUACAGCCAGGCAAUCGAAAGCAGCUGUGGCAGCGACGCUCCUGCAGCCGCGGAAGCGUCUGUGGCGCGUGGAGAAGGCGUGGAUUCCGCUUUGACAGAGGCAGCGGUCGCAAAUCUAGUAGGAGCUAUCCGCCGCGGAGGGAAUUGCACUGUAUCAACUAACCAGCGAUUCAACACAAGGGGAGGGGACGCGGAGCAGGGGGACUUGCUCCAGUGCUUGCUCAGAGGCGCGCCACAGGAGGGCAACGGUGGGAAACAGAAGGACGCGGCUGGUCUCACAAAGUCAGGGGAACGCGUGCAGGACAGCGGAGUUUCCAGGGGGCCGCAAGAAAGAUAUCAAGCGUGCGGUGAGGCUGAAACGGGCAGGAGGAUUGCGCAGGAAUUCGCUUGGGAAUGGAGAGGGACAAGACCUGCGCUGCGGCACAAGACCGUCCCGGAGCUGCAAGGGAUGGCGGCCUCCCUUCGACAGCAGGUGUCUGAACUACGUUGUCGUCGGCGCCUGCUUCACGCGCACCUUCGUCAGCAGCGCCGCACGGUCUCCAGCCUCCUCGCUUGCCGCACGUCGGAGAGAGAGGGAGACUCAGCGGGACUCCGAGCCAUGAUUUACGCUCAUGGACAAGCGGACGGGGACUGGAUCGGCGCGCCAAACCCUCCAAACCGCCUGGCCGCGGAGGAAGCCGCGGGAGAUCUGUGCUCCCAUAUUCUCGUCCGCCUCGUCCAGGACAUUCUCGGAGAGGCGGACGAAGAGUCAGAACAGGAAAGAGUGGAGGACUCGUUUUUAGAUUUUACCCCCUCUGAAACGCAGCGGCACCUUCGCCUCCCGGCGACUCGGGGACGCCUGUAUCAUGGCCUGCGGCACCAGUAUGUGCAGCCGCUUGUAUGCUCCGAUGGGGCUGGACCGGCGGCGCUCUGCGACCUCGCGGCGGAGCUGCGGAUCACGGAGGAAGCCCUGCGGCAAAUGCGGGAUCUUCGCUGCCAGGAGGUCCUCAGUAUGUUCGCUUUCCAGCCGUCUGAGCGGCCGCGUGUCCCGCUAGAGAGCUCCAUCAACUCAGCACGAGUCACGCGUUCUACCGCAUUCUCAUCAGCUGAAACGGGCGGGGGCGAGCAAACCGAACCAACCGCAGCUGGCAUGUCUGCGCCGCACACGGAGUCGCCGAAAAACGCCAACGAAGAAAACGACGACGAUCAGAAGAAGGGCACCUGGAUUCAAGUCUCGUCGCUCGAUGACGGGCUGAGGAAACCCGAUGGUCUGCUUCCGGCUCCGAAAAAAGCGGCUCUGGACCUGCAGGCAGCGCUGAAUAUCUUGGCGUACAUCGUCGCGGCAUUGGCCUCCUACCUCGAUGUAAUUUUGCCGUUCCCUGUCUAUCUCCUGCCUUCGGCUUCUCACAGCCAACUCCACAAGAGGAAGUCGCGCCUGCGGCGUGGACCGUCGUUUUCCUCCGCUGCGUGCCCGUCUUCGCCUUCCUCCUGUGAAGUCGAGUUGGGAAGGAGCCGGCACGCUCACCGAGGUGCGUGCCUGCCGGGAGAAGCCGCGAAAGCCCGUGCGACGAGUGCGACGCUCCCUGCUUUGGGCGUGAUGAGUGCGUUCGAGGCAAGGCACCUGACCCACUCUGAGACAGACCCAGUCAGUCCGCAGAGCGGCGGAUUUGAGCUCAACCUGCAAAUGGCGAUUCCACGGACGGCGGCAGAGCCUCCGCCUCCAGAGACUUCUGGGCUUCCGCGAAUGCCGCCUGAAGAGGGGCUGGCGCAUGCCGCCGCCGGAAGGAAAGCGUGCGCGGGCGAGCCGAGGGUAGCCCUGGGGACGCGUGGCGUGGGGUUGUCGGAAGUUGGUUUCGACGAUCGUGGCGAACUGGCGGUGCCGCCAACUCGUUCCUUCGUAAGCGCGAAGCCUUCCACGCUGCAUAUCGCUGCCUCCGCGGCUGCGGCGCCGGCGUUAGGAAAGGCUCUGGAGGGCGGGAGCCUGCCGCCUCGCUCGACCGUCUCCCUCAUGCAGACUGAAGUAGCUCGUGUUAGUGCGCGAGGGGUGCCAAGUAAAGAUCGCGCGGUGAAACAGGCCUCCCGUGAACGUGAAAGAGGAACCUCACCCUUGUCUCUAGACUCAAGCGCCUUCGCGCCUUCGGCGAACGACCAGCCCUCUGAGGCGCAGCUGUCGCUUGGCGUCUCCGUUUUCACUGCGUGCAACCUCGCAGAGCUGCCUCUGCGCGGGGCAAGGAUUCUGCAGGGUUCGAUCUCCGCGUCUUCGUCUCAUUCCACCUCGCGUCGUCUGCCGAGUCCUGACGCGCUCUUUGAAAGUUUUCCUGGGUCUUGCUUAGCGUGUGAAGCAGACGCCCGCGCGGCCUCCGCGGCCUCCGCCUCGCGUGCCGCUCUCGGCCGUGGUGAAGGCCGCGCGCGCUCCAGCAGCCGCUGGUCGGUCGUCGAAGAUCUCUUCGGUGCCCAGCAGCAGCUGCGGGGGGGCGUCAGACGGGGCGACUGGGCAAAGAUCUUUCAUCCCCACCGUCCCACCCUCCGGCGCGCUGGUCAAGGCCUUAGCAGUCGAAGCGUCGCACGCCUUCUGGCGGACCGGAUGCCAGGCAUGCUGAGCUCCGCGGGCCCUGCGGCGGCGCGGUUUUCCCUGGGAGCUCUGCGUGAGAGCUUCGCUGGCCCCACAGCGUGGCGAGCGCCUGAGGAGGGCGCAGUCAGCCACUGCAUGGACUGGACGGGCUGUGAAAGCCGCGGGGAGACCGGAUGGACGGGGCCGGAGGAGACCCUGGGGCGAACCUGCAACAGAGGGGUGGGGGGUCAGAGAGGAAACGAAGUAGCCAGUCUACUCGGCUCGAGGCGCGAAGACGACGCGAGAGCUGCCUUGUGCGGCGUCACCGGAGGUGGAGGAAGAGACGUCCAGGUGUCUGUCGCAGAAGCUGCACGAGCGCUAGGAAGUCGCAGUCGGCCGAGAGGCGGUGCGGAGGAAGCGCGCAGUUCUCCGUCCUCUCUCUUUGUGAGCCACGAAGGCGGGAGUUGUCGUCAGCACAGAGCCUCGCCUGCACGGAGCUGGCUGCCGGACGUCGGGCGUCAGCCGCCCGGCACGUGUCAAGAGAGCGCGGCGAAGAAGGCCGAAGCCGGUGCAUGCACUUCUUCUGAGGAGAGAGACAGGGGAGUUAUAUCGGGGGCAAACACCACGGGGGCACUGAGGCUUCCAGCAGUCUCGUCUGCGUGUUUCUCUCUGGCGUCGUUUGGCUCGCUGCCAGCAGAGAAAGGCUCUCUGCCUCUGUUCUCCUGGAGCGGAGCGACAAUGGCCGCAGCUGCUCGGGCCGCGCGAGAGCGUCACUCCGCGGAGGUGUCGAGAAAGAGGGAUGCGUUGCUCGCCAGGGGCCGCGGCGUCGCCGUACGCGUGGGUGGACUGAGACAGACUGUGGUUUCGCGAGGGGCAGAUGCAGCAGGCAGACCGGCAGGAGCGGAACUGAACAAACCGGCUGGAGGCGUGGGCGUGCGGAGUGAGGCCGGGAGGGCAGGCCGGCAGCAGAUUGUCACAGAGGAAGUCCUCACGCUCUGGAUCGGAGCGGAGGAUGUACCCGAGUCGCAUGCGGCUUCUGCGUCAUCCUCUUCCACCGUUUCUCCGUAUGUCGUAGAACCCCCUGGCGACUCAGAUUCGGAGACCCCAUUCCGGGCUACUGAGAGGCACAGCAGCACGCAACAGAGCGAUGAUGGCGUGUCGGCAAAGGACGUAGGCACUGAAUGCGGACUGGAGGUUGAUGCGCGCGCUGGAGAGCCAAGACAACAGUCGAUACAACACGUGGGUCAGCGGGGGUUGGAUCCUUCUCGUGGGUCUGUACCCGAGUGGCGGUGCGUAUGGGUGAAGCAAGCAGAGGCAUUUUCUUUCCCUGGAGCACCCUCCCAAGCAGCAGAUCCGCUGGGCGAAACGCCGGCGGCAGGCGCAGGAUUGCGAGACGCGUGUGAGCCGCACCAGGCGGAGACACGCCUGCCUGGCUUUGCCGUCUCCAUACCUGCGGGAAUGCCUAAACGGGGGCCUUCCUACGUUCCGCCUCAUGCUGAGGGACGCAGAGAAAACAGCGAGGCAGGGGAGACAUCGGAAGCCAGUCUCCCUGGGUGGCCGCGGGCGGCAGCACUGAAGGCUGAUCCACGCGCAGAAGGGGGCACAGGAGAUUUUACAGCGGUAUCUCCUGAGAAAGGACGCUUUCAAGAGGAGGGAGGAGAUUCCGAAAGCCAGCGAAAGGGCAGGCUUGUACCUGCUUCCGCGAGUAGCGCCUCAGGCCCCUCGCGCGGGCAGGCGCGGGGAAUCCCUGCAGGCGCAGGCAGAGCAGAAGACACCCCAAUGAAGGAUGCAGUUGACGAGGGCACGUCUCCCGAGGCCUGGAGACGCGCACACGAUCGGGGAGACCACCCAGGAGCCUCGGAGAAGAGCCCCAGCGAUAGCCUGGAGUUUUCAGAGGCGUGGAGAAUGGCGCGCUGCGAAGAAGACUCACAGGGAGCAGACGAGGAAGAAACAAGCUUCUGCGAUAACGUCGCCGUGGACUUCCAUGUCGCGCGGGCGGUCGUCGUUCACAGAGGCACGGGUGAGGCAUUUCGUCUAAGCGUAGUGGACGGCGACUCCAAGCCAGAGAGGCUGCAGACGACUCUUCAACUUCUCAACUGGGACCUUCUGGCGCUGUAUUUGGGCAAGGAGGGCGUCCUCCCUCCGGUCGCUAUUUGGGGGGAUACCUUGGCGCUUCUCGCCCAACUGAUGACCUCGGAGGCUCUCUCCGAGUGUGCCCCAUUCCUGUCGUCCUUCGGAAGCCUGGACGCCGGAGUCGGCGCGGGGCCUGAAAGCCUGCAGCGGGCGCCAUGGGCGGCGCGCCUCUGGAACGGAGCUGCGGCCUCUGUGGCACCUGGGGGGGUCGGCGCGGCGGGCUGGAGCCGGCUCUCUGCGACAAUGCAGUCUUUCCCUCCCCUUCUGCUUCUCAACGCUGCAGUGUGGGGCGCAGGGUCUGCCAUUUGUUCCUCCGCCCGACAAAGCAGCGAGGCAGGCGCAGGCGGCUUGGAGGCCUGCGUCGUGCGUGGAGGCUUCAGUCGUCGCGUGGAGGGCGGCACAGCAGUUUCAGAGGGAACGGGCGCUCAAGGAGAGGACGGACACGCAUCUUCUGCAGAGGUGACCACAGGACUUGCUGCUGCGCCGGCAGUCUCCUCGCUGCUGGAGGAGCGCGAGGAAGAUGGAUGGAUGCUCGUCGGCAGCCGACAAAGCCGCGCAAAACGGAAAGGCGUUGGCAUCCCGUGGCCUGCCGGGGAUGUCUUGAGUCAUGGGCCUUCGUUAUCACCGGAACCUGAAGGCAUCCCAACUGUAACAGGAACCCGCGAGUUGCUUACAGCGCAUUGCCGAGAAUCUUUGGCAGACCGGGCCAUUCGGUCUUCCGAGCAUCUGGAAGGCGAUGCACUCUCGAAAAGUGCCUCUCGUGCUUCACAGGAGGUGGUGGCUUCCACAGAUGCAACGUAUGAGAUUAGCCACGUGGUCCCUGGAGGCCGGCGGCUCCAGGAGGUCUUCCAGGUAUCUCACGUUCUAGGCGAGUCUCUCAGCGCGGCGCCGCCCCGCGAGCUGCUGGUCAGGCGUGUGGAACCGUGCUCUCCGGAAGGGAUUGAGACUGAACGGGCAAGUGCAGUGGACGCUCAGCAUACACUAGAGCGACAACGUGCGCCUUUGGCGGGCGACCUGAGAGAGAAGGAGGUUGCGAGGCGACGCGCAGACAGGGAGUGCGACUCAGCUUUUUUCCGGAGGCGGGGUCCGACGGUUAGCGAUUUGGUUUGGCCGCCGUCUUUGUGCGAUGGGAGUCGACAGGGGCGUCUCGAGUCGGUCGCUGAGUGCGUCUUGCCCGUGCCGAUUGCAGAGGAUGAUGGCGAGGGAGACGCAGCCGACUGUGGGUACGAGAUGGGGACUCGCGAAGAACCUUCCUUCUCUCGGAGGGAGUUCCAACUGAGCUUGGAUCACCACCCUCAUCUGGUGGACACAGCCGACGCCGCUGCAUUGACUCCACUGGACGCGAAGAGCCCAGGGGAAACAGAUCGAAUGCGUCCUCUCAGUUCGCCUGGUGGCGAGCGCUCCUUGUGCAGUGAGGUUGCUGCAGCGCCGCCAGAAGAGGCUCCCAUCCGGCGCGGCUCACCUGUGCAAGCGACUGCUCAAAUCAUCGCCCCUCCGCCCAGCGCGCCGGGGAGAGACGGAGAAGCGUUCUGCGUGGCUUUUGUUGAGGCCCCUUUGGUCGAGGGGGAGACUAAAACCCUAAACCCUGAACACACUUCGUGUCCAUGCCCUGUGGGAUCGACGCGUGCUGGACAGCGGAGCCGGGCGCUAGUCGCCGAACUGCAAGACAUACCUUCGCUCUAUGAAGGCGGUCCGACCGUACUGGAACCGCCCUCCGCCGGUAACUGUUACCCCUUCUUUUUCUCUAGCGCCGGAACCAGCUGGAGCGGAGCCCCUCCGAGAUCCUUUCGCCGGCUGUCAACGUCUGCAUUGCUCAACUCCCCCACGCAGUUGCCAGCGGAACCAUCAAACGCAGACAAGUGA
Molecule: messenger RNA, 7944 nt
Organism: Besnoitia besnoiti
Lineage: Eukaryota; Apicomplexa; Conoidasida; Eucoccidiorida; Sarcocystidae
Exons: 9
Coding region: 1-7944 (2647 amino acids)
Source: RefSeq, a predicted model, not a curated record